GUGUAACAGCCCUUUGAAGCUAAAUCAAGCUCUAAAGUUGACAGGAAAAAGUUUUGUAAAACUUAAAAUCAUUGCGAAAUGCGAAAUAAAAUGCCAUAACAUCAAAAUAAGCCAUCAGAUCACACAGUGCAACGCAAAUGCAACGUGACGUUACUUUGCUUGGUUUAAAUAAGUUUUAGAAAUUGUAUACCGUGAGUGUUACAUACAUAAUUACUCAAAGGUUACAUACAAGGAUAAUAUUAAAGUGGAUCAUAGCAACAUGCAAAAUUAUUCAAAUAAAGUUUACAAGGAAGAGCAGAAAUAUUUAGAUGAGUUUAAACCAGUUUCUGAUAACCAUUCUAAAAAAAAACAAGUCACUCAACGAAUGAAGGUAAAAGAGUAUGACAUUAUUGAGAAGGAAAAAGCUAUUGCUAGAGCACCUUCACAAUAUAAAUUUGAUAGCUCAACAACGCAAAUUUUAGAAACGCUUAUCACACUAAGACAUGCAGGGGAAUUCCAUAAUAUUGUAGGUAAAGGACUAAACUCUGUUGUGAUACAUGCACAUUGUCAUAGAAAUUAUCAUUUGUACUUCCCAGAAGGCAACGCUGUUAAAGUAUACAAAUUGACUAAUGGUGUAGAAAAAAACAAUGCUAUAUACAGGCGUGUGGAAAGGGAGUAUGAACAUUUGGAGAUUUUACAGACACAGUAUUUUUCUAACAAUACUCCGCAUCCAGUGUAUAGAAAUAAAAAUGUUAUUGUGAUGAGUUUCAUCGGAUACGAUCAGGAAACUGCACCGUCGAUAUCAACACUCCCACCUGAGAAGUUGAAUGAAGCUUAUGAAAAAAUUGUGAAAGAGAUAGACGCAUGGUACAACAAAUUGGGUUUAAUACAUGGGAGUCUUUCUGCUACUAAAAUUGUUGGUAAUAAGUAUUUUAUAGGCUGGUCACAUUCUGUGAGGAAGGAUCAUCCGAUGGCUUUCAGAAAGCUGAUGAAAGACUGCCAGUUUGUUUCAGAGUUCUUCAAAAGCAGAGGCGUCUUAGUGAAGAGUCCUGAAGAAUUGUUCAAAUUUAUCACAGGGCGUGAGAAGAUUAACAGCAAAGUUCUAGAAGUAGUACAGAAGGACUUAUGGAAAACCUCACAGACAUCUAACCAUUCUAACCCCAACAGAAAAAGUACUAGUCAUACUAAAACCACUCAAAAUCGUUUUAAACGUUAAUUAACAGAAUAAAACAAAAAGGGCAUUUGUAGCAUAACUAUGUUUUCAUAUAUUAAAUAAUUUUAUAUUUUUACAUUUGACUGUAUCUUAAACCGAAUCCCUCUACUACUCUUCUUAACUAGAAAAAUUAUAAUAUUUAUAAUGAAUACAGAUUUUUAUUAUAAUUUAAAGGGCCGCAAUUUCUGUCUCAUACUAUAAUAAAAGGCUACAGUAGUGCGAAACGAAUUGCCUUCAUAUUGUUACGGAACAUACAAGUUUCUAAUGGGGUGGCAAGUUGGCAACGCGCAUGUGACACUCUUCGAGUUGCAGGCGUCCAUAGGUUACGGUGACCGCUUUACAUCAGGCGGGCUGUAUGCUUGUUUGCCACCGACGU
Messenger RNA from Leguminivora glycinivorella, 1568 nucleotides. Its product is annotated as serine/threonine-protein kinase RIO1-like. Gene Ontology annotation, molecular function: ATP binding; protein serine/threonine kinase activity. The record is from RefSeq and is a predicted model, not a curated record. Bases 260 to 1195 code for a protein of 311 amino acids. Lineage: Eukaryota; Metazoa; Arthropoda; Insecta; Lepidoptera; Tortricidae. The transcript is spliced from 2 exons.